Molecule: messenger RNA, 3902 nt
Organism: Mytilus californianus (California mussel)
Lineage: Eukaryota; Metazoa; Mollusca; Bivalvia; Mytilida; Mytilidae
Product: ADAMTS-like protein 3
Exons: 10
Coding region: 468-2669 (733 amino acids)
Biological process (GO): extracellular matrix organization
Cellular component (GO): extracellular matrix
Molecular function (GO): metalloendopeptidase activity
Source: RefSeq, a predicted model, not a curated record
AUUUAAUGCUUCACUUGAAUUAAUCGCAAUUAGACGCAAAACUGAAGUUGAAGUUUGUAGAAAUUAUAUUACAAAUAACAUUUCAUUCAAAUGUCAGUUGUGAAAGUAUUUUGAUUAAUCUAUGCAGAGGGAUAUUGUAGAGUCAGGGACGCGAUACUUAAACAAAUUACGUGUAUGAUACUUACGAUGAAGUUAUCAAAUUGAGUCAGAUUGACUUUAUCUGUGGAAAUUAGUUACAACUGACCCGAGUUUACCUUUAACAGGUAAAAAUUCACAUCUCUGUCUUGUUUCGGAUACGAUUUACAUAAAAUGGGGUAAAGUAUUCAGUGUCUUAAGAUCGACGUCUGAAGAUACACUGUGUAAACUUUAAGACUGACCGGACAGGUGAAUUGAGAUACACUUUGAAACUUUAAGAGCUGGACAAGUGAACUGUCCAGACAUGGAAGGCCGGAGUAAAGGUUGAUACAAUGCUCUGCAUCCAUUCAUUUUUCUUUUGUGUUUUUCUGAUAGUUGAACUAACAUUUGCUGGAUCAUGGUACAAUUGGGGCGGGUGGAAUGAAUGUUCGAGAUCAUGUAAUGGGGGACUGUCCAACAGGAGACGGAUGUGUUACGGUGGUAACUGCAUUGGAAACGAUAUUCAAUACAGACUUUGUAAUACUCGGAAAUGUCCAUCGGACGAUCUUAUGCCGGAGUAUGAAGCUUGUCAGUCUUACUCCGGAAUCACUGAAUGGAUUCCACGACAAAAGUACCAAUGUUCUGUCUCCUGUGUCGGGAAAACUAAACAAAUUCCAGAUAUGAUCAGUAUUAAUUUGGCCGAUGGUACGAAAUGCAGUAAACAUUCCAGUCACUAUUGUAUCAAUGGAAAGUGUUUGAAACUUGGUUGUGAUGGCAUAGUGGGUUCUUCUAAAGUUGUCGAUGAUUGUGGUAUCUGUGAUGGCGAUGGUACCCAUUGUCAAGAACGAAAACCAACUCAGGACAAACAUGUUUACCAAUGGGACGUUCAGUGGACGUUUUGUUCUGUAUCAUGUGGCACAGGAUUUCAGACAUCCCGAGUGAGUUGCUGGAACAUUAAAUACAGCCAACAAGUUCCCGAAUUCUACUGUAAUUACAAAACGCAACCAACAGAAAGUAAACGCGAAUGUUCGUCAGCAACAUGCGGUCCACAGUGGAAAACUAGUUUAUGGCAAUCUUGUUCAGUUCAGUGUGGUGGAGGUUUUCAGAGGCGUAAGAUUACAUGUGUUCACACAACAGGAAGGUAUAAAACAUUAGAGGUGUCAUCAUAUCGCUGUCCUGAUCCUAUUCCACCAUCAGAAAGACCUUGUAAUAUACAAUUCUGUCCCUCAAAUUGGCAAACUGGUCCAUGGACACAGUGCUCUGCUACAUGUGAUGUUGGAGUCCAAGGACGUCCCGUUUAUUGCAUGAAAACCUUUGUUCGUGGAAUAAAAGUGAAUGUCUCAGACAGUGAAUGUAUGGGACUUAAGCCCCAAAAUUCAAGACCAUGCUCUCAGCCACCAUGUUUUAAAAUGCUUUCAUUCUCUCCUCAUAUCAAACAAGACAAUUCAACAUUUAUUCAGUUAAAGAAAUCAAAAACAAUUCGACUUAAAAUUGGAGUUAAAGCCAUUCUUUUGUCAAGACAAUCUGUGAAAAUAGAAUGUCCAGUGGACAAUUUUGAUACAUCACUUAUAUUUUGGACGAAAAAUAAUAGACUUGUAUCAACGUCUAUUUUUAAUAGAGUCUAUGUUACCUCUAAGGGAGCUCUUAAGAUUAAAAGGACUGAUGUGUCUCAAGAUACUGGAAUAUAUACUUGUAUAGCAGGGAUGGAAAGUGGAAAUGUAGUCAUAGAAUUCCAAAGUAAAUUGAUAGCAAGACAAAAAGCAAAGAAAAUAAAAAAGAUUAUGUCUAAUAAAAGUAAUAAUGAAAUUCUUAAUAUACCUCAAUCAGACAUUAUUCCAGGAAGGGGACCACAAAAUAUAAUCGCAUUGCCACGCGAUACUAAACAUUCCAAAGACUCUGCUGUAUAUAUAACAAGCGAUUGGUCUAAAUGUUCUAGAACCUGUGGUCAUGGUUUUCAAACUAGAAAAGUAACUUGUAAUGUUGUGACAGAUAAAUAUAUAAGAAUAGUAGCAGACAAACAAUGUCGUGAAGUAAAACCAGAAAACCACAGAGUAUGCAAAGGUAACCCAUAUUGUCCAGUCUGGAGAGAUGGUGCAUGGUCAGAGUGUUCAGUUAAAAUAUGCAAGUUUGAUGGAAUAGCAGUACAAACCAGAGAGAUACACUGCAGUGUAGAAAAUAACCAAUCCAUCACUCUCCCUCCUAAUAAGUGUGACAGAAAAUUUCGUCCUCAAACUCAUAGACAGUGUAUCAAUGAAGAGUGUGAGGCUAUCUGGAAAACCAGCAAAUGGACAUCGUGUAAACCAAGAUGUGCCAAGAAUGGUAAGAAAACAAGGAUGUUAUCAUGUGUAUGGAAACAUAACAAAAAGCAAGCACAAUAUAAUUGUAAAUCAAAACCAAAACCAUUACUCAGGAAAGUUUGUCGACCAAAACAUUGCAAAAGGAAAUGUUUUGAUAUGUCAAGAUACUGCAGCAUUACAAAACUAUUGAACAUGUGUAGAUACAGAACAUUUAGAGACCGAUGUUGUGCAACAUGUACUAACUCUGUUCUAACAUAAGAUUGUCUACAACAUGAACAUUCUUUUAUGGAAGCUUUUAAAUUUAUUUGGUGCUAGAGUAUCUUCAGUUGUAAAAGUAAGGAAAAAAGUAUUCAAAAUACUAAAAUCAAAAGAUAUUCAAAAUUACUUUUAACCAAGUCACUUUAAUAAAUCUAUACUAAAAGACUACAAUAUGGACUACAAUUCUGGCAUGUAGGAACCAUGAUUCAGAAAAAUUGAUUGACAAAGUGUUGUAUAUAUUGUCAUUGUAUUGAUUGUUGUGAUUGUUUUAUAAUACCGGUACAUGAUGGAAAGAAUGUUUUCUAACACUUAAGAACUUUUAUAUGCUGUUUUCUACGAAUUGUAAAUCGUUCUUUUUGUCCGGUGAAUGUCGAGAUGGUAGAGAAAAUAGGGUGCAUAUAUAAUAAACGUUUUCUACAGUUUUCAAACAAUAGCUGGCAAAAGCUUUUGAACCUUUGUUUAAACAUAUAAAUUAGACAAACCACCUAAAGGUCAAUUUUGAUUUAGUAUUUUCAGAUAUUUGAGAUGUUGAAACAUAUUCAAAUUUGUAGGCGGUAAACAUUUUGUGAUAUCAUCUUCUCGUACAGUUUUCAACAAAUAUUACUGAAAUGCUCUCUGUAUGGCCUUCAAAAAUAUCUAGCAAUCUGGUACAGAUACAGAACCUGUGUCCACGCCUUGCUUACAACUAAUUACAAGGAUCUGACCUCAUUCUGUUAUUUUCCGUUUUGGUAAUUAUAUGGUUAUUGUUAUGUCCUUUAAGGUAAUAAAGCUCUUCAGGCGCUUGGGUCUUAUUCAUUUUAAGCUUUCAAAUGUUUGUGUUGGAAUGUUCCAAAUGAAGGUAAAUCAAGCAAGGCGCCUCGUACGCACGACAUUAAUACAGUUCAUUUACUGGUUCUAUUAUAACCACUGCUGGUGGACUAUUGGUCCCCUAAGGUAUUAUCAACUCAGAAGUCAGUGCUUCGGUACUUGCACGAUUUUUAACGAACUUUUCUAAAAUUAUGCGUUGAUAAAUUUAGAAAUUAUUAAGAAACUAAGGUUCCAACUCUCUGGGCAAAGUUUAGCAUAUUCUAUGUGAAUGAUCAGUUGGAUAGCAAUGGUCAAUCAGUACGGACGCAAUGCAUUCAUUAAGAUUUUUUUUAACAUUUCCCUUUAUUAUACGAUCCGUUUAUUGUAAUUGGAAUAUUAAUCGUUGUGUUUCGCUGCAUUGCAUCAUUAAAAUAUUAUAAAACAAAG